Molecule: messenger RNA, 162 nt
Organism: Entrophospora sp. SA101
Lineage: Eukaryota; Fungi; Glomeromycota; Glomeromycetes; Entrophosporales; Entrophosporaceae
Source: the annotation of a GenBank genome assembly
AUGUCAGAUACAUUGACUAUUGAUCAAAUAAGAUCUAAAUUGAGAGCAGGAGAACUAUUUUUAAAAGAGAAGCAAGGAGGAAGAAGUGAUGUUUGGGUAUUCGGCGGGUAUUCGGCAGAUGAUUUUCCGAAUGUUGAACUUAUUAUUGUUAUUAUUGACUGA